This is a messenger RNA of Ostertagia ostertagi, 891 nucleotides long. The record is from the annotation of a GenBank genome assembly. NCBI's taxonomy places the organism in Eukaryota, Metazoa, Nematoda, Chromadorea, Rhabditida, Trichostrongylidae.
GUGGAGAGAUGGACGAUCGAGAAGAAACUGGGUGAAGGUGGUUUCGGUGCCGUAUAUCGGUGUCGAGAUGGCACUGGUCAAUACGCGCUUAAAGUUGAAGGAGUGGCCGAGCAGAUUCAGGUUUUGAAAAUGGAAGUCUACGUGCUGACAGAGUUGACAAAACGUGGCUCACGACAUUUCUGCAGAAUUGAAGACAAGGGAAGAUACGGGAAUUUCAAUUAUGUGGUUAUGACCCUUGUGGGUAAAUCGCUACAAGAUUUAAAUAGGGGAGGACCUGGAGGGCACAUGACGAUCGGAUGUGCGAUUUCAUGCGGAAUCCAAUGCUUGGAAGCUCUUGAAGAUCUUCAUAAUAUCGGCUAUCUUCAUCGUGAUGUGAAGCCCGGUAACUAUACAAUAGGACGUCCUGAACUUCAGGAGUUACGUAAGGUGUACAUCCUUGAUUUCGGUAUGUGCAGAAAGUUCACAAAUGAUCAGGGAAUUAUCCGCAAACCACGACAAGCGGCAGGGUUCCGUGGGACCGUGCGUUAUGCUCCAAUAUCCUGCCACCUUCAAAGGGAACUCUGCAGGAAGGAUGACUGUGAGACAUGGGUAUACAUGCUGGUUGAAUUCACAUACGGCCGUCUCCCAUGGAAAGAAAUUCAGGACAUGAAUCAAGUGGGCGAGUACAAAAAGCGCGUUCGUCAGCCUAUGUACAUCAUGGAGCUGUUUCCACCGCCCUGCCCACGAGAGUACAUUGAGAUACUGCAAUAUAUCGACGGACUGAAGUAUUACGACGCACCCAACUAUCAGUUUAUUUACGGAACUAUGCGGCGGGCUCUGGCAUCUUGUCGAGCGCAGGAGUUUCCUUACGACUGGGAACCAGGAGGACCGACAGCUUACAUACUUCAUUAG